Messenger RNA from Phalaenopsis equestris, 952 nucleotides. RefSeq names its product protein DETOXIFICATION 27-like. Gene Ontology annotation, cellular component: membrane. Gene Ontology annotation, biological process: xenobiotic detoxification by transmembrane export across the plasma membrane. Gene Ontology annotation, molecular function: antiporter activity; xenobiotic transmembrane transporter activity. The record is from RefSeq and is a predicted model, not a curated record. Lineage: Eukaryota; Viridiplantae; Streptophyta; Magnoliopsida; Asparagales; Orchidaceae.
GCUCGCGGCGGCAGCCGGAAAACUCUCCGUCUGGUUCAUUCCCGUUCACUAUUCCUUCGUCUUCAUCCUCCCGCUGCAGAGGUUCUUACAGUGCCAGCUGAGGAACGCGGUCCACGCCGUCGUUUCGGCUGUGGUGGUGGUCGUUCAUCUGAUUGCCACGUGGCUUUUUGUGUACCGUUGCGGAUAUGGGCUGUUUGGUGCGGCGAUGAUUUUGAAUUUCUCGUGGUGGUUGGGGGUGGUGCUGCUCAUGGGAUUCGUGAUUUGCGGUGGGUGCGGGGAGACUUGGAUGGGGUUUUCUAUGCGGGCUUUUGAUGGCCUGUGGGAGUUCUUGAAGCUUUCCGCGGCUUCAGGAGUUAUGCUAUGCUUGGAGAACUGGUACUAUAGAAUACUGAUAGUGCUUGCUGGAAACAUAAAGAAUGCUGCAAUUGCAGUGGAUGCCCUCUCCAUAUGCAUCAGUAUUAAUGGGUGGGAGUUGAUGAUUCCUCUUGCAUUCUUCGCUGCAACCGGGGUGAGGGUAGCGAACGAGCUCGGAGCAAACAACAGUAGAGGAGCCAGGUUCGCAACCAUCAACGCCGUGAUCACCUCGAGCAUCAUCGGAGUUUUCUUCUCUGUAUUGGUCGUUGCACUCCAUAACAAAGUCGCUUACAUCUUCACCAUCAGCGACGUCGUCAUCCGCGCCGUCGACAAUCUUUCUCUCCUGCUGGCUCUCACCAUUCUUCUUAACAGCGUUCAACCCAUUCUUUCAGGUGUUGCAGUUGGUUCAGGGUGGCAAUCAAUUGUGGCAUAUGUUAACAUUGGAUCAUAUUAUUUGAUUGGGAUUCCUCUUGGGAUACUCAUGGGAUGGCUUCUCCAUCUUGGUGUUUUGGGAAUAUGGGCUGGCAUGAUUGGAGGAACGGCUAUUCAGACACUGAUAUUGGCCAUCAUGACCAUCAAAUGUGAUUGGGAUAAGGAG